CCCAUUUAGAUAAUCCAUAUUUCAUAUUCGUAAGUGGCGGUUGGUGAUUGCUAUACUCGGAGGCUAAAGGCAUCAUUACAUAGCGCCGAUUCCCACUCGCUCUCACUAUUUCUUGGCGAGCACCGUAUUCCCGAUGCCCCACUCCCUCUUCGUUCCUCUCACCGGUGCUUCUCAAUUUUGAGCCGUUUAAUAAUGGCGGAGAACAGCAACAGCAUGGGGGAGAGCGACAAAGAUGGAUCCGCCUCCUCUCCCGCGGUCGAGAGAAAUCUUCCUAGGGCAAGCACAAUGCCUAAAGGGACAAAAUAUGCUGAAAAAUCAGAGACUUCCUCAGAAGGACCAAAUCUAGAAAGGUCCAAAACUGAGAAACAUGGGCAAAAUAGUCCACAUGAUGACCCAACAGCCCAAUUAUUUGACGACAAGAUUCCUGACAAACAAAAGACGUUAAAUCAAAUAGCUACAGUGAAGGAUGAUGGGACUGUUGUGGUAGAUGUUCCAAGCAAUUUUGAAACCAAAUCAAUAAAUUUGAGAUCUGAGAAUAUAUAUGGUGAAGCAGUUGAUGAAGAGCCAGUAGAUUUGCCUGAUCUACAGUAUCGACCUCCGAUGCAAAUAGUCAUUCUUAUUGUUGGGACACGAGGUGAUGUGCAACCAUUUGUUGCUAUUGGAAAACUUUUGCAGGCCUAUGGUCAUCGUGUUAGGCUGGCAACUCAUGCAAAUUUCAGGGAAUUUGUUUUAACUGCUGGCUUGGAGUUUUAUCCUCUAGGUGGAGAUCCAAAAAUUCUUGCUGAAUAUAUGGUUAAGAAUAAAGGUUUCUUACCUUCUGCACCAUCGGAGAUACCUAUCCAACAGAAACAGAUUAAAGAAAUUAUAUUUUCCUUGCUUUCAGCCUGUAAGGAUCCUGAUAUUGGCACCGAUGUUCCGUUCAAAGUCGAUGCUAUAAUUGCAAAUCCACCCGCAUAUGGGCAUACACAUGUGGCUGAGGCGCUAAAAGUACCAAUUCACAUUUUUUUUACAAUGCCAUGGACACCAACUAGUGAAUUUCCACAUCCUCUUUCCCGUGUCAAGCAAUCUGUUGGAUAUAGACCUGUUCAAGAACCUGGAAAAUUGACAAAGAUUAUUGUGGAGGCACUAAAAAUUACUGGUCAAAGAGGCAUCAUCAAUAAGGGCUGGGGUGGCCUUGGAAAUUUGGCAGAACCCAAGGAUUACAUGUACCUGCUGGAUAAUGUUCCCCAUGACUGGUUAUUCCUGCAGUGUAAGGCAGUGGUGCAUCAUGGUGGUGCUGGAACAACAGCCGCUGGGCUUAGGGCUGCUUGCCCAACUACUAUUGUACCUUUCUUUGGUGACCAACCUUUUUGGGGAGAACGAGUGCAUGCCAGGGGACUGGGACCCCCACCUAUCCCUGUUGAUCAAUUUUCACUAGAAAAAUUGGUUGAUGCAAUAAUGUUCAUGAUGACACCGAAGGUGAAAGAAAAUGCUGUCCAACUAGCCAAAGCCAUGGAAACGGAGGAUGGUGUUUCUGGAGCUGUUAAAGCAUUUCUAAAGCAUCUUCCUCCAAAAAUCUCACCUCAAGUUACACCUGAACCAUCAAGCUUCGUGGAUUUCUUGGUUGCUCCUAUUAGAAGGUGUUUUUUUUCACCUCAAGUUACAUUUUGUGCAUUUUAUGUUGUUAAAGAAAGGCAUUUAUGGUGGAACAUAUAUCUAUAUGCUAGAGUACAUAUAUCUUACCCUACCAGUUAUUAAUCAUCCCAUGCCAUCCCACGUGCUGGCUUUAAUUUUACGCCAUAAUGUACACGUCCUGGCCAUUCCGGUUCGUGGAAUUCCUCGACCCCUCGGCUUUCCCAUAGAGCAAGCGACAGUGGAUCCCACGAGAGUCACUACCGUUGUGCUGCUGCCACGCCAUCGCGUCACAGGCUAAACAUAAAGGCCUAAAGCAAUGAGAACCGGUGCAUUUUGUCUUGGGCGGAACGGGACAGCAAUACACGAGAGUUGGUGGUGGGUUGGUUUAAUUGUCAACGGAAGAAGACAGAGAAAGAGAAGAUUCCUUCACUUUUAAUUUAAUUAAUUGCUCGAUCAAAGAAGUCCGUCGAAAAGUGACCCAACACAGGUCAAGUCACAAUUAAGAGACACCCCAACCUUUGUUUUCACGCAUUGCUUUGUACUAAAGUGCGGUGUUGAUUGUGCACAUCACGGAUGAUUAUAAAUUUUUUAUCAGGCCUCCUGUUUGUUUAAACAACCAACUCCAACAAUUACAUCAAAAAUCAUACUCUUAAUGAAAUUAAGUUUCCUCAUAUUUCUUUUCAUAUCACUAAUGGUAAUUAUCUAACAUCUUUUUACAGGUUUUCUUAUCACUUGCUCGUAUCAUCAUAAAAUAUUCUGUAACACCCUUGAUUAGUCCCACAUUGAAAGUGUUACAACAUUUUGGUCAAUGGUUUGGACCAAACGAAAUUGAUAGGUCAAUUAGCCCAUUAGAUACGAAGAUGUCAAGCCUUUGAGUGAGGGUGAUUAUAACACCCCUGAUUAGUCCCAUAUUGAUAGUUUAUCAAACCCUUAUAAGCUAAUCUUAAUCUUACUCACUUUCAAUGUAGAACUAAUCAGAGGUGUUACCCACUUUCGAUGUGGGACUAAUCAAGGGUGUUACAUAUUCUUUCUCAUAUGAAUCUCUAUCUAAAUUAUUCACUAAUAUAUUUUUUUUAAUAUAAUUUCUCUAUUCUUUAAAUAAAUAAAUCAGGAAAGAAUUUUGUAAAGAAGGGAAAAUAUAGACAGGUCAUUUUAGUCAUCAACCAAAUUGACAAUGAGAGUCGUCCCUUUUAAUAUCGAGCAAGGAUUUUAUUAAUCCUCCUUAUUGAUAUCUCUUGGGAAAACCUUGACAUUAACAAUUAGUCAAAGGAUUUUAUUAGAAUUGUUCAAAGGGUGAUAAACUCGUGAGGCAUCACAACAAACCCAAAUUGUUUGGACCAAUUGGGAGGUAAUAACUAAUUAAUCACACGAUAUUAGUUUUCUAUACAUGCAAUGCACGAGCACAUACAAAAAUACAUAUCUCUAAGCUUCAAGGCUCGCAACUAUCAAAUGAAUGAUUUAACGUGGCUAAGCGAAUGACAUUUUCUGCUUAUUAUGAUUGCAUCCAUUCUAUGAUCUAUCUAUAUUAUUGAUCUUAUCGAAUUGUCCAUGAUCAUAUCAUAUCUAAUAUUUUCUUCAUACUAUUUAUAAUAAACUUUAUGUUUUUUACCUACAUGAUAUAUUUCAUCAUCAAACCGUCAAUUAUACAAUAACCUCGUCUAUAUGAUAAAAAAAAGAAAAUCAAGAUAGCAUCACCACUAAAUCAAUAGGAUCAUUGAUUUAGUGGUGAUGCUAUCUUCAUCUUAAUUGUCCUCAUGGAGAGCAAACAAAUAAUCCAAGGUGAUGAUUUUGUGGUUAUCCUUUUGUGUGUUCAUUUAUGGUCAACCUCAAUAUUCUUAUCUAUUUUGGUGAUUCAGAUAUGAUGAGGAAAAUAAAGUUGCAUGAACUUUCAGCUUUGUAUGCUAGAUAGGUUAUAAUGAUAAAUUAUUUGUUUUCAUUCUUGUGCUACUUAAUGCUCCUAUUGAUGGAUCUUCCUGUACUGGUGCAAAUUCAGCAUUCAUGCUUGAGAAGUGAUAUUGCUUUAGCUUUGGGCUAUAUGGUAAGAAUUGCAUUAAGCAAGCAUUUGAUUAAAGUUAAUAUGACUUACGAAGCAGAAAUUAUGUCUGUCCUAUUCUUUGUCGUUUUUCAUUGGACCUCCUCUUGUUAGCUGCUAAAGAACUUGCUCCCAAUUUCUCUGAUUAGUAUCUCACUUUACUGAGUAGAAACACUUAUGGUGAUUGGAAGUCCAUAGUCAAGACUGCAGGAAAGAUUUAGUAUUGUUGCACCUGUGGAACCAAUCUGUAAGAUCUUUGCUUUUAUGUUGCUUACAUCUAUCUAUUCAUAUUUGAGCCAUACUUCUGUUAUGUUGCUAUAACUUGGAGUCUAUUUUUUUGUAGAGUGCAUGAAAUGGAGAUGAUGUCAGUGGGUCUUUCAUGGUAUAUAAGCAAUUAGGCCAUACAAAAGCAUCAUUAACAAGUACAGAGGGUUAUAAUCCCAACUAUUUGGGGUGAGCUACAUGAAUGAAUCCUUUUCAUUUAUUUCUAAUAACAGUGAUAUCCUAGUGCAUGUUCUAAUUUGUAUUGCGUGAAAAUCCAUCUUCUAAAUUAUGGCAAUGUAUUUAAUGGCUACUAGAUGACAAACACGCUAUUCCUUCUUCUCCUUGAUUGAUAUUCAUGCUCGGGAGAAUAGAAUGUGACAUGCACUGGUGGUGUUGUUAUGUACAUGGAACUUUAAGAAGAACCUUUUUCCCCAUUUUCUUGUUAUUUCCAAUAUUGAUUUAACAUAGUCACGAUGUUUACGUUGCGAUGGAAUGUUAUCAAGCAAUUAGGCAAGCUUGAUUCUCUUAGCCUAUUUCUGUGAAUUUUGGCAUUUUGUACUGUUUAGGUCCUGAUACAUGUUAUAAAAUUCUCCUUCUGUUUCGUUUCAUAUCUGUUUCUUGUACUGUUUAAGUCCUGAUACAUUUUGUACUAUUUCUAGGUAUUUCCAAUAUCUGUUUGUUCGUAUCAGACUCGUAGUUUGUGACUUCGAUAAGUUCUAUUUUCUCGUAGCUUGUUCUUGUUAAAGACCCAAACUGUUUGUGGAAAAUUAGACUGCCAAAAGUCGUAGAUCAUGUCUAUGAUCUUCCUUUUGUUCCAUUACUUUUUCUUCUGAUUGAGCAAACUUUUACUCCAUAGACUAUGAACGUCCUGAAAGCCACAUGCCAUUGUGCAGUUGCACAAACAUUUCACAAGAUUAGUGGGAAAUAGUAUCAUAGCUUACUCUCUCUUAUUUCAAUAGCUGACUUGAAUCUACAGCCACAUGGGAUUUACUUAAAAUUGUCUUCAGUGAAAUACCUUAAGAGAUUAAGGUGACUUUCCAGGAUACCCUGCAUGUUUUAUCAAAUAUAAUAUGAAUUUAUAAGUAGCAAAAGGAUGAUUCUUCAUUUCCUUGAAAUGCAAUGGUAUAUUCUUGGAAUUAACAGUGAAGAGUGGGUUUUCCCUUCGUAUCUGUCCAUUCUAAGGGGCAAGACACUCUGUUUCUUCUGUUCUCUCACAUCAGGUAACCAUGCUAAACCACUAUGAAACAACUUGUCCCAGUAAAUUCCUAUACUGUUUAAAAUAGGCUAAACCUCCAAGAGGACUUGUUUGUUUCUUGGUGCAGAUCAUGAAGUCACUACGAACCAGAGCAUGUCUUUAUGAUUAGUCCUUGAUUUGCUUAGUGCAGUUUGAGACUUCGCCCCCAGUUCAAGGUGCUCAGUUGAUGGUGAACGCUUGGAACAGGUGUCCUGAUUUUUUGGUUGAAUAGACAUCACCUUUUGUAGUUUGGCAUCAACAUGACAGCCAAUUCCCACACAGGUAUCUUUCAUGCUCAAAGUACCUGACAACUGUUUGACAAAUGUUGUGGGUCUUCCCUGAGAACAAUCCUGUCGACAAAUAUCCACAUUGGCAAGAAUCUGCAUGAGCCACUUGGAGAUCUGUAGACGUAGAUGGAGGACAUGUAGGUUAGCUUUCUGUCAUCAGCCUCCAGAAGAGUGGAGGAUGAGACUUGUUCCAAAUGGUCCAAGGUCCGCAAGGAGGUCAAGCCCAAUGGCUGUAGGAAGAUGUAGGGCUGGGUCAUGUUCAGACUUGAAGCAAGAAAGAAGGACCUCAGAGCUCCCUUCUCUGCAGGACGAAGAUGUAAAUGCUGGAUCCUACUGAUUCAUAUCCAAGUCAAUUAUGGCCAACAAGUCUUGGAUUCUUGUGAAAAUUCUUGUGUCAGAAACCUCAUGGUGUUCCCCCACCUAACAUUUUUUUUGUUGUUUUUCUAUACUCGACAUGUGCAUUAUCUUCUUCGACAUUCAAAGAUCAGAUCCUGAGAGUACAAAACUUUUCAGUA
Molecule: messenger RNA, 5946 nt
Organism: Musa acuminata AAA Group (dessert banana)
Lineage: Eukaryota; Viridiplantae; Streptophyta; Magnoliopsida; Zingiberales; Musaceae
Product: sterol 3-beta-glucosyltransferase UGT80A2-like
Exons: 14
Coding region: 193-1737 (514 amino acids)
Biological process (GO): carbohydrate metabolic process
Molecular function (GO): hexosyltransferase activity; UDP-glycosyltransferase activity
Source: RefSeq, a predicted model, not a curated record